UUCAUCUUUCCACCAUAUGUCAUUUUCAAUCGAUUAAAAAAUGCUAUUAAAUACCGAAAAAAUUGAAGAAAACGAUAAGAAAACAGAAAAGGGGCUUAAUUUUUUUCAAUCAUAUGCCACUCCAUAUAAUAGUUGUCUUAGAAGAAGGCAAAGCCUACUUUCUACAAAAAACAUAUAUUCAGGAGGGCAAAAUGUUUUGCAAAGACAAAGUUACCAUGGCUCUAGUUUAUUCCAAUUAAGAGGUGAAUAUGGCCGACUCAAAUUGAUGCAUUCCUAUUUUUCUAACCAAGGGCUCAACGCCUUGAGCGAAAGUACCGAAAACAUAAUAACAAACAAAAUAAUUUACCCUAAAAAUUAUAGAAACAACACAUCAAAUUUUGCCAAUAAAAGCCCUCUGAGAUCAUUUUCCAACAUUUCUCAUUAUAGAAACCCGUAUAGCAACGGUUCCACGAGGGACAAUUCUCCUGCCUUAUCCCCUCUCAAAUCUUCUCGAACUACGAAAUCUAUUCCCGUAAAUAGGUACUCAUCUGUAUUAUGUGAACUACAUGCUAAUUCGACUGGGCUAAACGUCGAGAAUUCAGAAAAGGGGGAUUCUGAAGAGGGAAUGCAUAAGAACUCGAUAUACGCUAAUAGAUUAUUCGUUGGUAAUUUGAGCUAUAGAGUUACAAUAAUGGAACUUCGCAAUAUGUUUUCUAAUUACGGUAAAAUCACGGAUAUCGCAUUGAUUAAAGAUAGAUUCGGCCUAUCCAAAGGGUACGGUCUUAUAACUUUUUCUAGUGGUGAAGAAAUCGGCAACUUAAUUCAAAACUUUAAAGAUUGUCUCUAUUUAGACAAUAGAAAGCUGAGAAUUCAAUUAGCUGAAAACAGAACUAUUGACGAAAAAAGAUAUGUCCUCCGCGAAAAUUAAUUGUUUAUUUUAAAAUAUUUUAUACUUUUUUGAAUAAUUGUCAAAUUUGUGUUCUAGCCAUGAAUGUAUAAUGAUUAUAUUUAAGGGAUUCUUAUUUGAUUAUUUAUAGCAUUUUUUCCACGUUUAUUCUCUUAUCUGGUCUCAUAUUUUAUUAAUUUACAAAAUGUUUCCGGUUUAUAUUACAUUCACAGUCCCUUGAAAACCAUUAUGUGCUGGUUACUCUGUUGAUACAAUUUAUAGCACCAAUUUUUUUAAAGAAU
This is a messenger RNA of Gordionus sp. m RMFG-2023, 1167 nucleotides long. RefSeq lists its product as uncharacterized. Bases 41 to 907 code for a protein of 288 amino acids. Gene Ontology annotation, molecular function: translation activator activity; mRNA 3'-UTR binding. Gene Ontology annotation, cellular component: cytoplasm. Lineage: Eukaryota; Metazoa; Nematomorpha; Gordioida; Chordodea; Parachordodidae. Gene Ontology annotation, biological process: 3'-UTR-mediated mRNA stabilization; positive regulation of translational initiation. The record is from RefSeq and is a predicted model, not a curated record. The transcript is spliced from 7 exons.